AUGCGAAGUUCCACCGAAACUCUGCAAUUGGUAAGUGAUUAAAUAAAACAUGGAGACAGAUCCGCAGAAAUUCGUUUUGAUCAACCUCGGUAUCGAACGUAAACCUGCCAAGUUUUGGUUUUUUUUUACUUUUCCGCGGAGAAAAAACAACAUUUUGUUCGUUUCAACUUUCAACAACGCUAGCCUUAUGCAACGAUAGAAGAGAAGUUGCGGACUUUUACCGAGUAGGCACAAUUUCAUGGUUGAACGGUUUGCAGCUCCUGCCCAGCCACACGCUUAUCCGGCUCAAUUUCCGACGGGCAUUUUCCAGACGGGCCAUUUCAACAUGCUCAAUGUGCCGAUCGGAAUCUACCCUGUGACCUUCGACGAUCACCAGCAAGACGCGAAAUCGUUUCCCGAACGCUUACUUCCUCAACGCUUAAUGGAGAAGUUCAAAACCGUCGAAACUGAGUUUGAAAGUGAGAUUUUGCUACUGCUCUUUGUGGGAAAACAGAACCCAAAAAAUGUUUUCAGAUCCGCUUAUCAUGCAGAAACUGAAAUGGCGUCGCCCUGAUGAUUUCUAUCAAAACGAGCGGAACCAGCGAAACGGAGAAACGAGAAAGCCGACCCCAUCCGAGUGUUUCGAGCGCGUUGCACUCUUUCCUGUAGAGCAAGAAGAAGAAGAGCCAGGAGAGGAAGAGCCGCAGCCUGCAGAUAAUGCGAAGCAUGUAUUUAUGUCAUUUACUAUCCUAACUUUUUCAGUCCUCCUAUUUUGCCUAUACUUUUGCAUCAUAUUUCAUUAUUAUUCUCGACUCCGAUUGUGAAAGUAAACUAUUGCAAUUCUGACGCUUAGAUUGAUACGAUUGUUUGGUUACAACCCCAACUUUUAUUUAUCAAACAUUGCUCAAUUUAGAAGUGUUUUAUUGGCACCCUAAAAUUCUGGCGAUGGCGCUCUAUCGCGAACUUUUUCAAUUUAGUGCUGAGAGCUGUGGAGCGCGGUUGCCAGACCUCUGCGGGAGCAGUUUCUUUAAUUCUCAGACAAAUGGAUCUUCUGGUGUUCGACGCGAAAAAGGGCAAUCGAAGGGGAAAAGCGUGGACUCCAGUCGCACUGGACAAAAAAGACGUGAGCGAAAUGCUCGGCGAACGGAAGAUUGAAGCGUUUUUAGUAAGCUUUUAUUGGCGAAAAGUGGAAUAUUGAGCAAUUCAGAACGGAGGACUCGUUCAAAUACUCGACGAACAAGUGGCCGAAAUCCUUUAUGAAAUGGCCGGAAUCGGCGAAUGGCUGGAAGAUGGGCGGGAAGAGAGCACUUCUGUGAGCAGAACUUGCUUCGGAGCACAGAAUGACGUGGAAUUGGAAGAGCUGAGUGGCUCUAAUUGGGCAGGUAUACAAAAAGCUCUUUUGUCGGGCGAAUUUCCUACUUUCAGACUUGUCCCCAGUGCUGAAUAUUCUCGUGCUCACCCCUGAAGAGACGAUCCUUUUAGCAGUGGAUUGGCAGAUUCUGGAGCUGAAAAAAGGAAAAAUGCCUAUUCCACGAGAAGAUAUUUGGCUGAAAAUGAGCCAUUUAUCUGAAAAUCCUGAUAAUUUUGGAAAAUCUUUCGCAGUUUUCCGAUUUUUACGCGAAAAUGGAUGGAUUGUAAGGAGUGGCCACACAUUCGGAUGCGAUUUUUGUAAGCCGGAACCCAAAACUCUAGGAGAUUGAGUACUUUUUCAGUGAUUUACUGCCUCGGCGCACAGCAAUUUCACUCGUCCGCCGGCGUUCUGAUCUCCGACGAAAUAGAUCCGAUCCGCCUUCUGACGCUCACCCGGAUUCUGGCGCACAACAAGAAGGCGCUGGUGCUGGCGACGUGCGGAGAAGCGAAGACGUUCGAGGAUUCGGUGGCAGCAAAAGUGGAGGUAGUGACAUCGAAAACGUACUUUUUGGAAAGGGACGUCGCCCAGAUAUCGAAUCGGAAGAACGAAGUGUACGAAGUGAAAACGGAGACUUUGAUUGAUUAA
Caenorhabditis sp. 36 PRJEB53466 is the source of this 1975-nucleotide messenger RNA. The record is from the annotation of a GenBank genome assembly. NCBI's taxonomy places the organism in Eukaryota, Metazoa, Nematoda, Chromadorea, Rhabditida, Rhabditidae.